AUGGCGGAAACGUCCGCGUCGCACUCCGCGUCCCCUCCCAGCACGGUGGCACUGGCGAGUUCAGCCUCGCCUGCCGCUCUGACCGCGUACCGUCGCCUGCCUCUUUCGGAGGCGAGCAGUUUCUCUCUCCUCCAUCCUUCUCGCUUUUCCGCUCCGUUCGGGUCACCUGGCGCACGGACUCAACGCCUCUUCCGUACCGUCGCUUCCGGCAAGGAAAACAGCGGAAUCGUGUCGUGUGCCUUUCUCACGCGUCCGAUUGUGCGCGCACCAGAAGAUGGAAAAAUCAAGACCAAAGGCGGAAUCCCGAAACGGAAAGGAGAAGGGAAGCGUGCUGCGGAGGCGGCGGCCACAGCCAAAGCAGCGAUGCUCAUCGCCUCCGGACGCGAACCGGGUGUACAUACACCCGACGAUGUCGAGUCAGCGACCGGAACGGCGCGAAUGUGCCUCAUGGCCGCAGGCACGCGCGUCCACUUUCUCGACCUCCAAAAGGGAGAAGUCGUCGCCCACUAUAGUGCCAUUAAAGAUUACGCGCGUUCCGUUGCAUGCCGCUCAGACGGCAAACUCUUCGCGGUGGCGGACGACAGCGGCCUCGUGCAAGUCGUCCAGACCGACACGCGGGACCUGCUGCGGAAGCUGAAGGGACACACCGGGUCCGUCAGGAGCUGUCGGUUUUCUCCAGAAAAAACUCACGUCCUCUCUGCAGGAGACGACACGACGAUCCGCCGCUGGGACCUGAGUGUCGGCGAGAGCGUCGAUACACUGCGCGGCCACGCCGACUCAGUUCGGAGCGUGGACGUGCCGCGCUCAUUUUUUUCCUCUGAAGACGACAACGCGUCUUCCUUUGCCUCUCCGUCUCACUCCUGGUCGCCCAACGCAUGCCUCACGGGGAGCUACGACUGCACUGCGAGGCUGUGGGACUUGCGGGCCCCGGACGAGACAAAUACCGUCACGUUCAAGCACGACCGACCCGUCGAAUUCGCCCGCAUCGCCGACUGCCUCGCCGGCGCUCAGUUGCUGCUCUCCUGCGCGGGCUCUGUGGUACGCGUGUGGGAUGUUCGCCAGACGGCCCAGCCUCUCUGUUCGCUCUCGAGUCACGUGAAGACGGUGACGGCGGCGCAGAUCAUUCCUGGUCGCGCCGCCGCACGCUCACCCCUCGCGAGACGUGGGCGAAGGAAGAGACAGAGGGAAGGACCUGAAGGAAGCGAAGAAGAAGAGAAGGACCAGCAGGAAGAGAGCGACGACGAUGACGAAGAAGACGAGGAAGAAGAGGAACUUGCGCGAGAACGCGCGGAAUUGCAGGAAGGCCUCGUCGUGGCAACAGGUUCCCUCGACGCAACGGUUAAACUCACAUCGCUGACGACCCUGAAGGUUCACCACACCUUCGUCUUUGAUUCGGAAGUUCUGUCCCUCGACUUCGCCCUCGCUCGCGCGCAAAGUUGUUCCCGAGGCACGACCGACGGCGGCCUCUCGGCGACGUUUUUUACGGGCCUGGCAGACGGUUCCUGGGUCGUUCGUCAGCGCGGGCGGGGCGAAGCCCAGGGCGACGGCGACCUGUCUCUCGCGUCCGUGCAGGAUCCUCUCGCCAGGUUCUCGGCCAAGACAGCGAGGAAGAAGCGGCGACUUCUUCUCAGAAUGCGCGCCAGCCAGGCACACUACUUCACACGCGGCCGCACGGCGCUACCGCUCGGCGAGGACGUUGUGGAGGAGAAGGCGGAGGUUCCACGCCGACGAAUCCUGUCGGAAGAAAUGCCAAAUGCGGAGUUCGGGGAUCCGGAGGAGUGCGGGCACGACAGAGAUAUCCAAAUGCGGAGUUUGAAGGCGCGGCGCGACUCACCAGGGCAGCAUGAGGUGGGCACACUGCAGGCAAAGAGACUUAAUCGCCUGGAUCGUCUUCUCCGGAGCUUCCAGUACCAGGCUGCUCUCGACGUCUCCCUCACGAUGUCGUCCCAGCACGUCGUGGCUUUGGUCGCGGAGCUUCUGCAGCGCGGCGGUUUAGAAGUAGCCAUGCGUGGGAGAGACAGUGCAUCUCUCAUUCCCCUUCUCCAAUUCAUCUCGAAAAAUAUCACCUUCAAAAAUUCGGCUUAUACUCGGAUCGUCUCUGAGAUGACCUUAACCCUCUUGGAGGAAUGCGAGGACUGGAUGGUGCUUAGCGGGGACGACAAAGAAGUCAUGGAGCUUCUCAAACGGAUUUGCCAGAAAAUCGCUUUCGAGCUUCAUCAGAUCCAGCAGAUGGACCGCCUUCACAGCUUGUUGGAUGCCGUCUUGGCCUCGUGA
This is a messenger RNA of Neospora caninum, 2274 nucleotides long. RefSeq names its product putative WD domain, G-beta repeat-containing protein. Gene Ontology annotation, cellular component: nucleolus. The record is from RefSeq and is a predicted model, not a curated record. The transcript has 11 exons. Gene Ontology annotation, molecular function: protein binding. The coding region runs from base 1 to 2274 and encodes 757 amino acids. Lineage: Eukaryota; Apicomplexa; Conoidasida; Eucoccidiorida; Sarcocystidae. Gene Ontology annotation, biological process: rRNA processing; positive regulation of transcription by RNA polymerase I.